AUGGCGCCGUCUUUCCUCUCGAUGCUCAUGACGCACAACUCGACAGAGACACGCGGCACACGCAGUUCGACUCGAGCUGCUGCUACCGAUACGGACGUGCGGCUGCCGCACUUGUUACAGGGCCGUUCGUUCCGUCGGACGGACGGCGUGCAGUUUGGACUGCCCGUGUUCCAACACGUGGCGGUCGGCCCGACGCUGUUGGAAGCUGCUGCGCCAGCGACCGACUGGGACAACCGGCAAAAGGUUCAGGACUUCUUUCGGCAUACGGGCAGCCACACGGACAAGGCGCUCGACACGGGCUACAGGGAUACCGACACCAAUCACAGCCACAGCUAUAGCCGCAACACGACCGAUAGUGGCGCUGUCACGGCCGACGAGAAGGUCGUGCCACUGGACGACAAGGCGAUUGAUAUGCAGAGUUACGUGUUUCGCAGUACGAGUGACUGUCGCAAGUCGUGCGCGACGUCGUCGACGUCGUCGGAAGAUACGACGCAACAGGACGACGUGCGCGGGGCCAUUGCCAGUCGCGGCCGAUUGCACAGCGAUUUGGAGGAUCUGUUGACCCGACAAGAGGUCGACGAAGCAGAGCACUGUGACGAUCGCGAGCACGAAGAGCAGAUUCUGCUGCGACGAGAAGAGGAGCGGCGACGGCGGUAUGACUCGUUCGACAUCUUGGCCGACGUGCGCCUGGAAGACGAAGAGAGCGACAUUUUGAUGGACGAUCUCGACUCGGUGAGCUCAGUGGACCUGGUGGACGUGGUCCCUGCACGGUCCCGCACGAACAGCGAGGACUUUUACGGUGGCGAGCUGCUCGACAUGCUCUCGGAGCGGCAUAUGCCUGUGGGUAUCGCUCGACACGCAAGUGUAGCCGACAUGCUGGCUAAUCGCGCAUCGCGCACAUCGAACGGAGACCUGGAUGCAGAGGAAAAGUGGAUGCAAUCAGGACCUGAGGCGAACGUAGUGAAGUUGCCUGAGACUGCUGCAUCGCUGGCGCGCUCGGAGAACCUUGCUUCGGACAGGAAUAAAGCGCUGGCGGAGAUGCUUGCUCUGUCAACGGGCAAGCCGGGACAGGUCUCAGUGGACGACAAGACCACGUUGGAAGCCGUGCCGGUAAAACAAGCCACUCUACCGUCAGUAGUGGAUGGCGGCGCGCUUGGAGCGUCCAAGGUUGAUCCAUUGGGAGCUAUGCUUGCCAAGAGAAGCGGAUCGUCACUGCCUGCACAAGAUAAUGCACAGGACGAACGAGGCGGGGUUGUGCAUCCAGUAGCUGCGACGCUGAAGCAGCGCCAGCAAGCACCUGCGGCUGAAGCUGUGGCUCCAUCCGAUGGCGACAGCACUGAGAUGGACGGGCCGCCGCUGAAGGACCACCCAGCGUAUCAGAAGUACUUCAAGAUGCUGGCGGUAGGCCUCCCGUCUGCUGUGGUGAAGCACAAGAUGCAGAGUGAAAGCGUGGACCCAGCCAUCUUGGACAUGGAUCCAAGCAGACCCUUGCCCAAGGCUGUUAGUGGCCCCGUGCUGGACGAAAAAGCCGAGAUGGCCUACCAGGCGCAGCUGAAAGAAUACGAAUCAAAGCACGGCAAGUACUCGCAGAUGGUGAAGGUGGGCUUGCCUGCUGCCGUUGUGGAGCACAAAAUGCGCAUGGAUGGUGUGGACCCAUCCUGGCUGCACGGACCGCCAAAGCGACCGGAGCCGAAGGCUGCAGCAGCCGAGUUAGAAGUGACGGAAGAGAUGAGAGCUGCACAUCGACAGAAAUACCACAAAUACUUUCAGAUGCUUCGUAUGGGUUUGCCACGCGGCGCGGUGGAGCAGAAAAUGCGGAUGGCAGGACUUGACCCGGCGUCAUUGAACGGGCCCCGUCAGGCUGCAACUCCUGCUGCGCGACCGAAAGAGUCUCUGAAGCGCAAGAACUCGAUCCGCAAAAAGCUGCACUGGGAAGGGAAGAAGCACCGGCCACGACGCGACAGUUUGUGGGGUGGUGACAGCAUGGAAGAGACGAAAGAGCAGGUUCAGAUUUCCGAGGAGAGCCGCGCGAUACUUGAAAAGCUGUUUGUGAAGGAUUUGACAGAGAGCAAGAAGCCGGAUGUCUCGACAAAUUCUGAUGGCGCUGUUGCAUUGAAGAAGAAAGCAAUGGUGCAGCUCAUUGACAUGAAGAAGUCGCAGAACAUUGCCAUCACGCUGGCACGUGUGAAGCUGACGUUUCCAGAGCUCAAGCGCGAGAUCUUGGCAAUGAACCCAAACGUGCUCUCGUCGUCUCAAGUGCAUUCGCUCAUGGACAUGUGGCCUGAUCGUCAAGAGAUGGAAGCGAUCAAGGCCUUCGAGGGCGAUUUGGCAACACUUGGCACUGCUGAACAAUUUUUGGUCGAAGUGCGCAGUGUGCCCCGCUUCCACGAGAAGCUGGCAUGUCUAGUAUACAAACAGGAAUUUUCCUCGCGAUCGCACGAGCUGCGCGAGUCGUUGGACCUCGUGACGCGGGGUGUGGACCAGGUGUGCUCAAGCGCUGAACUACGCCAACUAUUUAUUUAUAUUUUGCAGAUUGGUAACUUGCUCAACUUUGGCGGCGACACCAAGCAACAGGGUGUCAACGCCUUCUCCCUGAGUUCUCUGGUCAAGUUUUCGCAGACGAAGGCGUUCGUGGGUGGCACCACGUUUCUGCAGUACGUCGUGCAGUCGAUCGAACGGGACGUGCCGCACCUCGCGCAAUUUUACACGGACAUUGACCUCAUUCUGAAGUGCAGCAACGUGGCGUACGCGUCGCUGGCAUCCGAGAGGAAUGGACUGGAACUUGGCUUGCAAAAGGUCUUGCGCGAGGCCGAGAGUGCCAACAAGGAGGGCAUGACAGCCUACACUGACGCGUUGAUUUGCUUUUACCAAGCGGCAAAGGCUGAGCUAUCGAUGCUUCAGGGUCAGCUGGACAAGUUGGACGCCGCCAAGGCUCGUUUUCUCGAGUACUUUGAGGAAGAAGACACGGAAGAGGAGCUGGACGUGCUGCUGUCGCACAUUGCGAACUUUACGAGUGAGUACCGCCGCGAGCACAGCAAGUACCUCGCCAACGUGAAAAAGGAUCCGGCGACGCAGGGUUCGCCGAGCAGGAACGCAGUGGCUACAGUGGAGCCUCCCAAGCAAGAGCCCAUUGUGUGUUUGAACAAGGAGAAGAAGGACUGUGGCGAGCUGCCGCAGGGAGAAGAUGGCCAUCACAGCCAGGACGCAGCAUCUCAAUUGCGUCGACCGGUAUUGUCCAUGAAAGUUGACAAGCAUCAGUCUGUUCGUCGGAUCCGCCGUGCGAGGGUACUCGACCUCGACAUGUCUCGCCACGACGACAAGGACGGGGCAUUACGUGCGACAUCGAUGGCGUCGGGGACAAGUGUCGUUAGGUCAGGUCUGCCGUAA
This is a messenger RNA of Hyaloperonospora brassicae, 3387 nucleotides long. NCBI's taxonomy places the organism in Eukaryota, Oomycota, Peronosporomycetes, Peronosporales, Peronosporaceae. The record is from the annotation of a GenBank genome assembly.